Acanthosepion pharaonis is the source of this 1596-nucleotide messenger RNA. NCBI's taxonomy places the organism in Eukaryota, Metazoa, Mollusca, Cephalopoda, Sepiida, Sepiidae. The record is from the annotation of a GenBank genome assembly.
AUGGGCAGCAUCAUUCAAAAGGGACAAGGUACAGAAUCAUUCAAAAGGGACAAGGGACAGCAUCAUUCAAACAAACGAUGGGCAGCAUCAUUCAAAAGGGACAAGGGACAGCAUCAUUCAAACGAACGAUUGUCAGCAUCAUUCAAAAGAGACAAGGAGAGUAUCAUUCAAAAGGGACAAGGGACAUUAUCAUUCAAACGAACCAUGGGCAGCAUCAUUCACAAGGGACAAGGGACAGCAUCAUUCAAACAACGAUGGGCAGUAUCAUUCAAAAGGGACCAGGGACAGCAUCAUUCAAAAGGGACAAGGGACAGAAUCAUUCAAAAGGUAACAGGGACAGCACUAUUCAUACGAACGAUGGACAGCAUCAUUCAAACGAACGAUGGUCAGCAUCAUUCAAAAGAGACAAGGGAGAGUAUCAUUCAAAAUGGACAAGGGACAGUAUCAUUCAAAAGGGACAAGGGACAGCAUCAUUCAAAUGAACGAUGGGCAGCAUCAUUCAAAAGAGACAAGGGACAGCAUCAGUCAAACGAACGAUGGGCAGCAUCAUUCAAACGAACGAUGGGCAGCAACAUUCAAAAGAGACAAGGUACAGCAUCAUUCAAAAGGGACAAGGGACAGCAUCAUUCAAACGAACGAUGGUCAGAAUCAUUCAAACGAAUGAUAGUCAGCAUGAUUCGUACGAACGAUGGGCAUAUCGUUCAAAAGGACACAAAUGUACAGAAUCAUUCAAAAGGGACAAGGGACAGCAUCAUUCAAACAAACGAUGGGCAGCAUCAUUCAAAAGGGACAAGGGACAGCAUCAUUCAAACGAACGAUUGUCAGCAUCAUUCAAAAGAGACAAGGGAGAGUAUCAUUCAAAAGGGACAAGGGACAUUAUCAUUCAAACGAACCAUGGGCAGCAUCAUUCAAAAGGGACAAGUGACAGCAACAUUCAAAAGGGACAAGGGACAGCAUCAUUCAAACGAACGAUGGGCAGUAUCAUUCAAAAUGGACCAGGGACAGCAUCAUUCAAAAGGGACAAGGGACAGCAUCAUUCAAAAGGUACCAGGGAAAGCACUAUUCAUACGAACGAUGGACAGCAUCAUUCAAACGAACGAUGGGACAAUGGACAGCAUCAUUCAAAAGGGAAAAGGGACAGCAUCAUUCCAACGAACAAUGCGCAGCAUCAUUCAAGGACGGACAAGGUACAGCAUCAUUCAAAAGGGAAAAGGGACAGCAUCAUUCAAACGAACGAUGGGCAGCAUCAUUCAAAAAGGACAAGAGGCAGCGUCAUUCAAACGAACAAUGGGCAGCAUCAUUCAAAAGGGACAAGGGACAGCGUCAUUCAAAAGGGACAAGGGACAGUAUCAUUCAAACGAACAAUGGGCAGCAUCAUUCAAAAGGGAAAAGGGACAGCAUCAUUCAAACGAACGAUGGGCAGCAUCAUUCAAAAGGGACAAGGGACAGCGUCAUUCAAACGAACAAUGGGCAGCAUCAUUCAAAAUGGACAAUGGGCACCAUCAUUCAAAAGGGACAAGGGACAGCAUCAUUCAAACGAACAAUGGGCAGCAUCAUUCAAAAAAGACAAGAAGCAGCAUCAUUCAAAAGGGAUAA